AUGGGGAGUCCCACGCCGAGUGCCCUGCUGCUCCCCACGGUCUUUCUGCUGAGCUGCUUGCCUGCUGCAACCCGGAAUCACCUGCCGCUCGCUCGCCUGCAGGUCCUCACCAACUUUGAUUGCAGAACUCAUGUGCAUGGUAUCCUGCCCAAACCCCGCUGCCAGCGGAAGCUGCGGGAGGGCCUCCCCCUGCCUCUGCCCACUCUUGCCCUAACCACAGUUCAGCUGUGCCGAGGUGAAUGCCAGCCAUGCGUCCGUGUCCAUGUGGCUCUCAACGCUACAGGCAUUGAAGGGCUGGAACUGCAUUUUCUGGUUCUAAGUUCUAACCGACCUUCUUGGCUUCAGGUGCUGAGGAAGAGGAGGCAUCAGACAGACUCAGGAGCCUUGUGGCAGAUGCAGUUUGAUUGUUUCCUAGCAGAGAGCGGCCAAAAGGUGCUUGUCUCACUGGAAACCAUUCCUAAUGGAGUGCUGAGCUUAAAUCAGAGCCUUCUCGUUACUCUCAAGCAAACAGGACCUGAGUUCCACCACACGUGGGUGCCAGCUACCCGGGCUAUUGGGGUAUCUGUUCCAGAAGGGCCUGCCAUCACUGUGCGGCUCUGCCACCAGCUGGCCUUGGAGUGUGAAGAACUGCAGCAACCUUUCCACCAGCAGGUUUCAGUUUCCAAGGAUCACCCUGCUGUGCUGCCAUAUGAGUUCCUGCUUCCUUGUCUGUGCAUUGAGGCAUCGUAUGAGCAUCUAGACGGCUUGCGGAAGAAGGUGUGUCCAUUCCAGGAUCAGCCAGAAGCCUAUGGUUCAGAUCUUUGGUCUUCAACACAGUUCCACGACUACAGUAUCAGCGAUAAGGCCAAAAUGGUUAUGUCUCUGAAUGGCCGCUGUCCGCUUCAACCCGAUGCUUCCCUUUGCUGGAAGGAAAGUGCAGCUCCAGGAGCAGCCUGCCAAGACAUCCCCAAUUCCACGGUCACAGUAUUCAACCAGGAGUACGUCCUUAAAGAGGUUGAUGUGCAUCCCCAGCUUUGCUUCAAGUUUUCCUACAUGAACAGUAGCCACAUUGAGUGCCCACACCAGACAGACACUGCCUGGAAUGUAUCCCUGAGUGCCACGUUUUUGCAGCUCCAUUUAAAGUUCCACUCCCGCAUCCCAGCAUCUUUCAGUUCAGCCAUAUGCCAGCAGCAAUCUUCAAGCAAGUGUGAACUCAAGCCACCUGUCUAUACCAUCACCCAUCCAGAGGGAUCAGCCUUGAAGGAUCAAGAUCUCAUCCUUCCUUGGCGGGCCUUGAAGAGCUGUGUACUGGUCUGGCGUUCUGAUGUGCGCUUUGCUGGCAAACAGCUUCUGUGCCCAAAUGUUGUACACAGGCACUGGGGCCUGCUUGCUUUUGCGGUGGGUCUAGGAUUGGGAUUCCUGGUUGCAGUCGUUCUGCUGAUUCGCUGGUGUCUCCACAGACUCCACAGAGAUAUACCCAGAAAGCGCUGUUCCCGUCCCAUCCUACUGAUCUAUUCUCCUGAUUCAGAGGAACACAAGCAGUUGGUCUGUGCCUUCGCUGCUUUGCUGCACUCAGCACUGGGCUGCCCUGUGCUUUUGGACCUCUGGGAGCUGGGCCAUGUGGGGAGACUUGGCAUUUUGCCCUGGAUGUAUGCCCAGAGGGAACAUGUGGGCCGGGAGCAUGGCCAAGUGCUGCUGCUCUGGAGUGCAGGCAGUGCUCAUGCCUAUGGACUAUGGCAAGGGAAGGCAAGCAGAGAUGGCGGGAAGGCCCCAGAGUCCCAUGACUUGUUUGGGGCAGCAAUGGCCUGCUUGCAAGGCGAACUGCAGUGUGCAUCCGGGACUGUGCAACAGAGUGACUGGGUGAUCGCCUACUUUAGUAAACUGUGUGGCCGGAGGGACAUUCCCCAUGCCCUGCGCUUUCUUCCCCGCUAUCGCCUUCCUCAAGAACUGCCAGGCCUGGUCAGGGUCCUGCAGGGCCCUUCCAGCAGCACACCCAGCUGGCUCCAUGCAAGCGCCAAGGCCAUGGUGUGCCACCUGCUCAAGGCUGAGAAGAAGAAGGGCCCGCGGAGCCGGCUGUACCAGCCUUGGAGGACAACCACAGAGAAACUUGCUGGUUCCCUUGCCCCACUCACUCAUCCCAAAUUGUGCAGGCCAAGCUGCACCUGAGUGACCGCUAAGACAAGUCCACCCCCGUGGAACAAGUUUGCGUUAUGAAAUGGAGCUGCCUCACAAGUUGCUUGCAACCAGGGCAGUUGAUAGGGAGGAAGGAGGCCUCAGAAAUGCCUGCUUCAUUAUGGAGCCUAGAAACCCAGGCAUUUGCGACCAUGCUGGGUCUCUGAGUCCAGUGCCACAAAUAGGAAAGGCCAAACUCAGCCAAGUGUCUUCAGGCAAAGACAGAGGCUGCUUCGUUCCCAGCUAGGCCCGUCCUCCCAUGGUGGCUGUGGCAACUGUUGCCACGGCGAUAACUACAGUGUAUUAAUGCUAGAAACAAGCAAGAGUAACAGGAAGGUUGACCUCGAUGCUGAAAGAAAGCUGUGCAAUAUUAAUACUAUACCUGUCACGAGUGGUUCGUGCAACACUCCCUAGCAGUGCCGUCACCUGGAGAGCUGCUUUCUGGGGCACUAAUGCAGUUCAGGCACCAGGGAAAGGUCUCACCACCUAAUUGGAUAAUACUUGCAUUAGUGGAGGUCAGGCAAGCCAUCACUUCAGGGCUGUAGCUGCAGGAUGCUCUGUGAGGAUGAGGCUGGUCCCCAGAGGAUUGUUCUGGGCCCUGUCCAGAUUUUCAGCUUUCAUUUGGACAAGUGGCUCUCUGGCCCUUUUACUGGCAGAGAUAGAAGGUGAAGAGUACGAGCAACAUUCAACCCAGUUGUACACUAAACGGUAAUAAAAUGAAAUGGCUGUAAAUGUGAUUAGGCUAUUUGCACUUACGUUCUGGCUAUCAACAUGCCUCACCAUGACCUCUCCUGUCCAAACAGGAUCAAAGCUGACAUGUCCCUACAUACACAGCAUAGGCUUAUUUUGCUGUGUAUAUUGAGUAAGCUGCAGGGGAUUCUUAUACAGGUCCUUUUCAGUUCAGUCUGGAAUACUAAAAGUGACUCGUUAAAAUAACAUUUGGUACAAAGGCUGAAAGCACACUUAGUGUAUAUACAUUGCUGUUCUAAUGUCUUUUGCAGUGCAUGUGCAGUGCUGGGUUAUCUGUUACAGAACUUGUAAAGACUUACACAUUUAUGGAUUAUGGCUUUGAAGAUAAAUGUGAAAACUUGAAGAUAUUUGAAAAAAAAAAAGGACUAUAGUGUUGACUAAAUAGUCUGCGUUCUGGUGUGCAUAUGCCCAACAUACACAACAAGGGAAAGUUUUCUUUCAAAAGAUUUAUUCUCAAGAAUAACCACCUACCAAUGA
Varanus komodoensis (Komodo dragon) is the source of this 3378-nucleotide messenger RNA. RefSeq names its product interleukin 17 receptor E (gene IL17RE). Lineage: Eukaryota; Metazoa; Chordata; Lepidosauria; Squamata; Varanidae. The transcript has 16 exons. The record is from RefSeq and is a predicted model, not a curated record. Bases 1 to 2145 code for a protein of 714 amino acids. Gene Ontology annotation, molecular function: interleukin-17 receptor activity.